Molecule: messenger RNA, 300 nt
Organism: Fraxinus pennsylvanica
Lineage: Eukaryota; Viridiplantae; Streptophyta; Magnoliopsida; Lamiales; Oleaceae
Source: the annotation of a GenBank genome assembly
AUGCUUUCACUUUCUGUGGUCUUGGCCUGUUUCACUAUCCCUACAGCUGGUAACUUCUACCGAGAUGCUGAUAUUACUUGGGGUGACGGGCGUGGGAAGAUAGUCGAAGGUGGAAGAAUGUUGACGUUGUCACUUGACCAGUAUUCUGGUUCUGGAUUUCAGUCCAAGAAUGAGUACUUGUUUGGAAGAUUCGACAUGCAACUCAAACUUGUACCUGGAAACUCUGCUGGAACCGUAACCACUUUUUUUGUAAGUCUACAGUUGUCCUUCAAUUUGGGGGCUAACCCCAAACUUAUUUAA